AAACACGCAGGAUGAGACAUUUGAGGGUGUAGCUGCUCGCUAGCUAGGAGGAAUGUUCUGUUCAUGGCAAGACAGGGCAACACCUGCAGAUUAAUAAAUAAUUGUCGCUGACCAGAAAGAGCUUUCUGCUGUGUUGCCUCAUUAUUUGACACACACCAUGGCAGAGCACGAGCCCACACCAGAGGAGCUGGCAGCGAUCGCAGCAGCCAAUGAUGAGAGCGACUCUUCUGUCAACUACAAACCCCCCGCCCAGAAGAGCUUGAAGGAGAUCCAGGAGCUGGACCAAGAUGACGAGAGCCUGCGCAAGUACAAGGAGGCGCUGCUGGGAAACGCGGCUGCUGUAGUCGUUGAUCCCACUGUCCCCAACGUCCAGGUGACGAAGAUGGUUCUGGUGUGCGAUACGGCUCCAAACAAUCUGGUCCUCGAUCUGACUGGGGACCUGGAAGGCUUCAGGAAGAACCCGUUUCCGAUGAAGGAGGGAGUUGAGUACAGAAUAAAGAUCUGCUUCAAGGUCAACAAAGAGAUCGUGUCAGGCCUGAAGUACAUGCAGCAAACUUUCAGGAAAGGAGUUAAAGUUGACAAGUCUGAUUACAUGGUGGGCAGCUACGGCCCCAGACCAAGCGAGGAGUACGAGUUCCUCACCACAAUGGAGGAAGCCCCAAAAGGGAUGCUGGCCCGCGGCACCUACCAUAUCAAGUCCAAGUUCACCGAUGACGACAAAAACGAUCACCUGUCUUGGGAAUGGAGCCUCGCUAUCAAGAAGGAUUGGAAGGACUGAUUUUUUUUUUGAUUUUUUUUCCCCCCUUCCCACACUCGCUCGCUGGUCCACCAAUGUCUUCCUCUGCUUUGUUUCCGCUUUUCUUUUUUUCUUGCCAUCAUUCCCACCUCCCCCUGGAUAUUGGAUUGUUUCAGUCUUUUGCUCUCUCCGUCCAUCAGCUUGCUCACUCCUCUCCUGCGGUUCCAUCUAUUUUCCUUUUCUUCUAAAUUCCAAUCACUUCAUCAUUCCUCCCAUAGCAACGCUGAUUGAUUUUUGUUUGCACCAGCCUUUAUUACAAGAAUGACAUCUUAAAAAAAAACCGGAGAAAGUAAAUGGUGUUCAUUAUCCAGAUUUUUGGUUACAGUUUGUUUAUAAAAAAGGAAAGAAGAAAAAAAAAAGCAUCUGU
Molecule: messenger RNA, 1163 nt
Organism: Pundamilia nyererei
Lineage: Eukaryota; Metazoa; Chordata; Actinopteri; Cichliformes; Cichlidae
Gene: arhgdia
Product: Rho GDP dissociation inhibitor (GDI) alpha
Exons: 6
Coding region: 158-778 (206 amino acids)
Biological process (GO): Rho protein signal transduction
Cellular component (GO): cytosol; membrane; cytoplasm
Molecular function (GO): Rho GDP-dissociation inhibitor activity; protein binding
Source: RefSeq, a predicted model, not a curated record